Molecule: messenger RNA, 2682 nt
Organism: Trypanosoma theileri
Lineage: Eukaryota; Euglenozoa; Kinetoplastea; Trypanosomatida; Trypanosomatidae
Product: extracellular receptor
Exons: 1
Coding region: 1-2682 (893 amino acids)
Molecular function (GO): adenylate cyclase inhibiting G protein-coupled glutamate receptor activity
Source: RefSeq, a predicted model, not a curated record
AUGACAUCAUUUAAGGUUUUUCCCUUCUCAUUUCUGAUAUCAGUGUUCUUAUUAGCAUGGACUACUGUAUAUGUACAAGGGCAGUUAACCACGAUUAGAUCUGCUAUUCUACUUGAUUUAAGACGUACAAAGUUAACAGAAGAGUCACUCAGUGCAGCUAUUGAUUCUCAUAUUGAGCGUCUCUCUAUGGCUGCUGGUAUGAAAGGUGUAUUUGAUCCAAGUCCAGUUAUUUUAAAUUCAAACGGUAGUCUUUUAGUGGCUCUCGCAGAAGUACAACGAUUAUUAACGGAUAAUAAUACACGUCUGGAUGUAUUAUUUCUAGCCGAAAGUGCAGAUGUUUCUAUAGGUGUAAGUGAUGUAUUAAAACGAAACAGUUCAACUUCGGGUAUAACGAUUAUCUCUGCACAUACAUCAAAUCCUAAACUCUGUGAAAUAAGUUCUAAUCCCACUACCGUUUGUUUUGUACCACGAGAUCUUAUUAAUGUACGGGCGGCAUUAGAAGUGGUAUCAUCUGAAUUACAAUGGUCCUCUGUUGCCGCAGUGUUUAGUAGUGAUGCGUAUGGAACCGGUGUGGAGUCUAUAAUGGAUUCGCAAAUUCCAUUAGCACGAUCGGCCCCAACUGUAGUGACUAGACUCUUCAUUACAUCCAGUGGAACUACAGAAGAUGAUGAUAAUCUCGUAAAUGAGAUAUUACGUUUUCGUCCUGUAGGAAUUCUUUGUUUUGUUUCAGAAGAAGAAUUUCGUCGACUUCGAUCUGCUAUUAUUCGAUUGGGAAAAGAGAAUGAUCUUAUCUUAUUUGGUUCACGAGAAGCUGUAAAUAUGAUGGAUGAAUUACAAGGAUCUUAUCAACCACUUGUCAAAUUGUGGGGAACACUCUUUGUAUCGGAACAUGCUUCUAUUGCUAAACUAAUUACACAGGGAUAUUUUAAUUAUCGUAAUCUUGAUAACUAUGCUGCUUAUAUUGUAAGUCACUUAUUUGAUGCGAUGCAGGCUGUAGCUUUAGCAGGAAGUGCAUCUCCAACUGUUAUUCGUUCUGUAAACUUUCAAGGAUUUACGGGUAGUGUUUCCUUUGAUACUAUAACUGGACAACGUGUGGGAAUUAUCUAUUCACUCUUAUCUAAAUCCUACACAACCGAUCAACCUCUUAUUUCAUGGAAUCUUCCUAAAUUAGGGGAUGUACCUGCAGUGAUGAAUUAUAAUCCCACCGCAACUGCAGCUCUAAUUGCACCUUCUCCUUUACGUGCGGUAACAAUUUGUAUGGCCGCCGCCAACAGUUGUUCAGAAGUGGAAAGUCUUAAUGCGAUGACCUAUGUAUUUCUUCAGAAUAAUAAACUCACCAGUAAUAUUAAAGGGGCUACGACUUUUAUUCCCUUAUCUUUUAACACGGGUUUAAGUGGAGUAGAGGGAUUAGUCUCUUUAAUACCUGUGGCUCGAUCGUGUUCUGUUUUAAUUGGACCUGGACGUGGUCGUGUGGCUAUUUCACUAACGCCUGUUAUUAAUCAAUUUGGUAUCACUCAAGUGGAUUUUAAUACUGCUGAGACUAUCUUUUCAGAUCGUUUGGCUUAUCCAUAUUUUUCACGAUCUAUUCCUGAUAAUAUGUUUAAUUAUAUGGUUUAUGGUGAGAUAUGUUCUUAUUUUGCCUGGGAACGUGUGAUUGUGGUGGUAUAUAAUGAUCAAUUUGGAAAUGCCCGUUUACAUUCUCUUCAAAAGUCUAUGGAACAGAGAAAUAUUCAUGUGGAGAAAGUAUAUGAACUUACAGCUAUUAAUAAAGAAGAAAUGACUUCUACAAUGGAAAGUAUUUAUAAAGUUGAUAUCUCUCGUAUUGUAGUGGUUUUAUUACCUCUUUUUGGUGAUGAUGCAAAGACAUGGUUUGAUUUAUUUGAUGAACUCUCAUUUAUGAAAAAAUAUGUUUUUAUUUUAAGUAAUGAAAUUUGCCAAUAUGCAGCUACAAAUCCAGAAGAACGGAAUAAAGCUCAGAGUUCUCUUUGUGUACGUCCACAUAUUUCCAAAGAUCGUGUGGAUAAGAUUAACAGUGAAUUCACGGAGAGUGGACUUUAUAAUGAACAGAUGCGAGUAUUAAUUAAAGGUGGAUUUGCCAUACAAGUCUCUCAAUGUAAUCUUUCCAGUAUUCGAACGGUUUCUGCAUUUGCAGUAGAUGCUGCCUAUACCGUUAUCAAUGCGGUAGAUCGUGCAGUUAAUAAAAGUGUUAGUCUUAACAAAAGUUCAAACCUUAUGCCAUUUAUUCGUUCCACAUCUAUUGAUAUUUUCUCACCAACAUUUGAAAUUGACAAGACUGGAAAUCGUAAUUUUGCCGCCUUUGCUGUUGAUAUUCAAGUACCCAAUCGCACAAUUGUGGUGGGCACUUGGAAUGUUAAACUCUCUCCACCCUUUCGCUAUACCGCAACAGAAAAGGUGGUUUGGUUCUCUGAAAGUACGGAAGUUCCUGCGGAUACUUUUCGUGAUAUUCAAUUUAUUUUAGGCACAACUGUGAAGGCGAGUCCGGGGACGAUUGUUCUUUCGGUGUUGGGAUUUGUUGGCACGAUUGCCGUGUUUGCCUUCUGUUAUCGACAUUAUAAAAUGCAGAAGUUGGUGGAACUCAGUUUGGAGAGUAAUCGUGUGCCGGUAACAGAAGAGGAGCUGCGACGAUUACGGGGUGAAAGUUCACUAAUGGGCAAAGUGUAA